AUGGAAGACAGUAAUCUGCAGAAGUCCCGACAGUUGAUUGAGGAUCUAUCAAAAGGUGUCGUAGGGAGUGAGCUGGAGAUCUCAACUUCUAAGGCCUCAAAGUCAUCGCAGCCCACAAAGGACCAAAAUGGAAAUUGGCAAGCUGGAGCAAUAGCCACGAUGAUCGACAACGUUGGUGCUAUCGCUGUACACUCUUUAGGUGGUCCUGCUCGAGUGUCUCUUGACUUCAGUGUUUCAUACUUCUCAACGGCUAAGUUUAAAGAAGAGAUUGAGAUAGAGGCCAAGGUUGUAAAAGAACGGGGAAGGCUCAUACUUCACGUGGUGGAAGUUAGAAGGAAAAAUGGUGGAGAGUUGAUUGCCAUUGGUAAGCAAUGGAUGGCCUCAAAAGGCCAAGCGAGUACUAGUAGGCUUUGACAUAAUUUUGCCACAGUUUGGUUUAGGGCUUUUCUUCCAUGAAAGAGAGAGAAAGCUAUUGUAUUUAUAUUGUCAAUUGU
Messenger RNA from Morus notabilis, 494 nucleotides. RefSeq lists its product as uncharacterized. The transcript has 3 exons. Gene Ontology annotation, molecular function: fatty acyl-CoA hydrolase activity. NCBI's taxonomy places the organism in Eukaryota, Viridiplantae, Streptophyta, Magnoliopsida, Rosales, Moraceae. The record is from RefSeq and is a predicted model, not a curated record. Bases 1 to 414 code for a protein of 137 amino acids.